AUCCUGUGACAAUCAAAUUAUUUAUGUUCCAAAUGUUGAGAGGAAUAGAUUUCUGUCAUGAAAAUAGAGUUCUUCAUCGUGAUCUUAAACCUCAAAAUCUCUUAAUCAACAAAGCGGGUCAAUUAAAACUUGCCGAUUUCGGUCUUGCACGAGCUUUUGGAAUUCCAGUUACUACUUUUUCAAAUGAGGUUGUCACCUUAUGGUAUCGCUCACCUGAUGUACUUCUAGGUUCUCGAUCAUAUUCAACCUCAAUUGAUAUAUGGUCUGCUGGUUGCAUUAUGGCAGAAAUGUAUACUGGUCGUCCACUGUUUCCAGGUACAACUAACGAUGACCAAUUGGUAAAAAUCUUUCGUAUCAUGGGUACUCCAACCGAAGCAACAUGGCAAGGCGUUACGCAGUAUCCUGAUUACCAUAAGCAAUAUACUGCAUACACUGCUCAAGAUAUGAGUCAAUUACUUCCCAUGAUCGAUCGUAAUGGAAUGGAUUUACUUACUCAAAUCGUGAUUCAAACGGGUCCUUCUCCAAUGAGAAUUCCCGUACCUCCAAUGACGGUACCUAUGCAGAUGGGUGCAAUACCAACUAUGCAAACAAUCAACGUACAAGGAAUGCAUAUUGUUCCGCCAAAUGUUAAUAUGCAAAUGGGCGGUAUACAGUCUGUUCAACCGAUGAUCGCAGUUCCUCAGGUAAUGCCGAUGAUAGGCCAUCCUCCAAAUGCUCCUUCACAAGCACCGAUA
Molecule: messenger RNA, 734 nt
Organism: Racocetra fulgida
Lineage: Eukaryota; Fungi; Glomeromycota; Glomeromycetes; Diversisporales; Gigasporaceae
Source: the annotation of a GenBank genome assembly